Messenger RNA from Symsagittifera roscoffensis, 1581 nucleotides. RefSeq lists its product as uncharacterized. The transcript has 7 exons. The record is from RefSeq and is a predicted model, not a curated record. The coding region runs from base 269 to 1477 and encodes 402 amino acids. NCBI's taxonomy places the organism in Eukaryota, Metazoa, Xenacoelomorpha, Acoela, Convolutidae.
AUUUUAUAAUCAUUCGCUUGCUAAUCCACGUGCGUGCGUUUCUUGUGCACACACAAAUUUUAAUGUUCUGCUUCAAUUUUUUCUCAUAUACACAAUCUCAAUAUACAAAUUCACUUCAAUAUUUUAAAACCAUUUGAUAGUUUAAAGCAUAUUGUUAUUAAUUAUUGAGAGAAUACUUAAGUUCCUGUCUUUUUAUACAACUUUGUACAAAAAAUUGUAAAACUUUAAUAAUUUUAAUCAAGUUGAAAAGAUUAGAUUGUAUGGUUAGAUGGAGAAAAGUGCGUUUAUCACAGAAUCUCAUUCUACUUUUGAGUCGAACUACAGAGAUACUAGAGGUCACUAUACAGCAGCCAAUUCAACCCCCCAAGGCGGACUAGAGAACGGGAGAGGGAGAGAGGGAGAAGAUGGUGGUGGAUGCGGGGGUUCAGGUGGUCAACGUGGUCUGGUCAAGUGUGAGUUCCGGGGCUUCGACGAGUGGGUCGCCCUCUCACGCCCUUACCCGACGCCUUUUGCAGUUAUCAGCGAAAGGGGUCAGUCGCAGCUGGCGAUCCCUGAGCUGCCGGAGGACGAGAUGUUCAGCUUCGGUGCACUGUAUGAGUCAUCGGUUGCCAGCCUCAUCCUGUCACACUCCGACCUCAUCAUGUCCGACAGAUGUGCCUACAUUGGGUCGCAAAGAGGCGCACUGGCACCCAUGAUCCAACAUGACCUGGACUUGAUCGACCCCAUAGCCUGCUACGCGCCACUCAAAACACACGUCAAGGAGAGUGCCAUAUUCCAAAAGCAGUGCAAACCGUACACGUACGAUGUAGCCGAAGAAUACUUCGAAAACAACGCCAAAUUGCCUUCGGCCGAUCGCACUUUCUACGACAAGAUCAUCGUGAUGGACUGUGUGCUGCACGUGGCAGACAUGCGCCGAUUUCUCAAGUCGCUCAAAUUUAGUCUCGCCAAAGAUGGUAUCAUUUUGGUAAUGCAUAGAGCGGGUGCCCUCACAACUCUGCCGUUAUUCAGUCGGGCCAAAGAGAUGCUGAGAGAAGAGGAAAGUGACAGGCCAUACAUCGAGAUCAUGAAGACACUGCAGAGUGUGCGUUGUGAUGUGGCGUGGGAAAUAGAGACGGCGCCUAUUCGGAUGAGUCAGAGCAAGUGGCUGUUCAUGAUGAAGAACAGGUUCCCCUCCGGCGGCUUCCUCGAUUCCUGUUCCGACAGUGACGUCGGGUAUGGGCUCCGAGAACUCAUCGAGGGAAUCCUUAAGUAUCAAGGACCAGAGGUUGAGUUCUACGACAGACUCUUAGUUGUCUCGGCCACCCACCAACUUCCGAGUGCUAAAGUUCCGAUCAUCCAGCGAACACGAGACAAAAAUCAGCUAGCGGAUUUGUUCAACUUGCCAUACAAACUGAAAGUGGACGAGGGUGUCGAGAAAAUUCUGGCCGAGCAGGAGGUGGAGAAAAAGAAAAACGAGAAACUUGGAAUUUUUAAUUAGCUCUAUUCAUACAAUAUUUGGUAGUCAGCAAGUUAGAAUAUGCCUGCAUAAUUUAUGAAUUACUCUAUUUUAAACGUCUUUUUUGAAAUUAAAAAAAAAACGUU